AUGGGUGAGGAAAAUCCGUCGACAAACUCGUUAAGAAAGGAAGAACAUAUUUAUUUGGACGUGAUACACGUUGCUUCGCGCCCUCAGUCUAAAAGAUCAUUAUGUCCAACAGCGGCCAGUGACGAAUCUCUACAGCAACCCACUGUGGAAAAUGUGGCAACGAAGAAAAUGAGCAAAAAAUCUGGAAAUGUAGCAAACUGUGUUCUCAUUGCGGCAGUUAUAUUCCUAAGUGCAGUAUGCUGUGCACUAUGUGCGUUGUAUGUUAUUGAGAGAAGACAUAGUGCUAUGUUGGAGUCUGAAAAGAGCCGAGCCAAAGGUGUCACGGCUUCUACUCCUUCGACUGAUUGUACAAGGGUCAGUUCAGGUAAGAGAAUUAUAUUUUGAAAUGAAUUUCGAGUUAUUAUUGAAACGUGUGAUAAAACAAUAUCGGGAAAUUGUAGCUGGUCCGGUCGUUUAUAGCCUUGGGUCCUAAAAUUGCCAAGAUCGGUUAUACGAGCCAGUAAAAGCAAUACAGCCUACCUCUCGGCUCUCACAGCUCUUCCUAAAGUAAUAUUUGGCCAAAUAAGAAGAAGUUACAGAAAUGUUUCGAUCCCAGGGGAGGAUAUUGACUUUUCGACCAUGCCAGUGAAUUAGAGUUUUUAAAUAUGUUACCAAAGGUUGAAACAAAUAAUUAUAUGAAUAAUUUGCAUAAAUGAUGAAAGAUUGAUCAAACCAAAUCUGUGUUUUUAAAUUCACUUUUUCAAACAUGUGCAAAUUUGAUUUUUCUAAACAUUUUCGAGUGAGUUUGGAAAAUACAACGGCACAUAAAUGAAGACGUGAUCAUUAACAGUAGAAUGUUACUCCAAGCUAUAAAUUGUAUUCCCUUGAGCAUUCUAGUACGCCGUACUUGUUCAAAUUGCUACCGUGACGUAUUUACACUAUUUUCACGACUCGCAACCACGCCAACAAUAAAAUUUAAACUAUUUUAGUUGGCAAUAAUUACUAUUGCUACUUAAUGGUUGUUUAUAAAGAAAAGUACUCUUAAGAGCAAAAUAAUAAAGUUUAGUGUAUGCUUUGGCUCGCAUACAAAUAUGUAAAAAAUCUGUAUUCCAACAUAGUCUGUCAAGAUAUGGUGGUCUGGACGCCAGGCAAACUUCAAAGCUACAACAGUUUUGGGAAAAUAAAUGUUAGUUAGUGGUUGGAGUGACUCGACAAAAUUUCCCUUAAUAACUUGGCAAAUUUCAGUUAACAUUCAAGGAGGAUAACGCCGACCCUGCGAGGUUGAUGAAAUAAUUCUCUUGUUUGAAUUAACUAUAUCAGUAUAUGUUGGGCGACUGGGUUUUGAAUGCUUUAUUGACAAUUUUCAAAUUAAAGAUAUAUCGUUUUGGAAGGGUGCCAUGCAUAGAAUAGGUGGAUUGCAACCAACCUCUUAGACUAAAGAGACAAUAAAACGGCUGCCAUUUUUGUGCUAAAUUUAAUGAAAGACAAUGAGAUUCUUUUGCUGAAGUCCCACUAUAACAUGGCCGCCGUGACGUAACGUGCAAUCGACUAGCUUAUAUUCACAAAAAGCAUUGUACAAUAAUAUAUAUGCUUGCAUAUCUCGAGCUAUAUAGGGAUUAAAGAGGAGUCGAGCUAUAUAGGGAUUAAAGAGUCAUCGAAUUAAAGAGACAGUGUUAGAACAUCUGAAAAUCUUAGCUGAUAUGUUUUCUCAAAUGUUUCCCCUAUAUAUUUGGUAACACUCGGCUUCGAGAAUAUUGCUGGGGAAAUAUCUGAAAUCUUUAUGUUUUCUCAAAUGUUUCCUUGUUUUGAGAAAAUCUUAAUGUUUCCUCAAAUGCCACACUCGAGGGUAUUAAUUGUUGCGGAAAUACCGGAAAUAUUAAAAAAUAUAUUCUUCACAUUUUAUAGUUAAAUGUUUCCCUGUUUAGUCACGCUCGAAAACAUCAAAAGCGAUUUUUUUAUGUCGCUCAUUUGCGCUGAAAAGUGUUUUAAAAAACCUUUUUUUUAAUUAAAUGAUGCCAGUCUGAAUGUCUGAACACCGGCCGACAAACUGAAAAGUUGUACCGACCUGUACUCGAUAUACACACACUGUUUGUUUUGUAGUUUUAUUGCGUUGUGUAUUUGAAACUUAACACGAAUAUUUCACAAUCUCAAACCUUAAACUCACUGUAUUCAUACUGGAUAUAGUACCAGCAGAUGAAAGCCUGGAUUGUGCUGCCAUGGAAUCAGAAUUAGAGAGAAGAAAAGCUGUCUACAAUAAAAAGUGCUCAACUGAAACUAGCGAAGUGGAAACUGAUCGAAAUCAAGAACAGAACAUUGACACUACGCCUAAGGACUGUAAGUCUCUUAUUUCUACUUCAUAAAAUCAAGGGAUAGAUGACAAUUAGUAUAAUCAGGGGCAUAGGAAACUCAGCUUUUCGAGUGUCUGUGAGGAGGAUCGGGGAGGGAGGGGGGCAACCAAAAUAGCGCGGAAGGUAAUAAUACCAAACUAAAGGGGUUUGAAUUAAAUCUAUAUGUCCAUUGGAAUGCUGUUCCAAUUGUCGGCAAACUUCUGUUUUUUUGCAGUUUAACUCCAAUAAAAAAAUUGCGUGCCCAGUUGUGACACAAUAUGCAUAUCCAGGACAGCUUAUUGCUUUCAGUCAAAAUAUUUCAAGAAUCAAUUAAAGCACGAUGUGAAAAAUCUGUAACAAGUUUUUUUUAGCUAAUUUUCAAGACUAUUUAUGUUAAAAGUUUGAUUGUUCUUCAAUCGCAUAUUGAUAAGCAACUAAGCUGUCAUACUAGUAAAUGUUUCAUAAAUCAAACCAAGAUUUAUUUUCCACCUUGAUCAAGAUAUUCUUCAGCUUGCCCGGUGUAGAGCCACUUACAGUAGCAUCAUCUAGAAUAAUUGUAUAUACCUGAGUUUGAACACCGCAAUCAUUAGAUUUAAUAUUAUAAGAUAUGUAUACAGAUAUCGAAGGAACUAGAUUGGGUUCCCAAAUAUCAUCUACUCGAAUCGACUUGACCUCUCAGCUCAGUUGAUUGUGUAAUCGAGUCAAGCAAUAUUUUUUGCUAGACAAGUAAACUACGUUUUUAUAUAUUGAAGGCAUGAACAAAUCCUUGCAGUUCCAAUCCUCCUCUGACAGACUGACGUCACAAAGUACAGUGACGAUGAAGUCAGCAACAGUAUGUUUCUGGUGCAAGACAUCCCCAGGUGUAUUACACUAUGUUAAAUACAAAGAGCCGAAUCAUGGAAAAGGCUUUGAGAUUGUCGAAAAAAAAUCAUCUACGCAGAGGUAGGUAAUUGCCUUAGAGGCAUUAUCAGCUUGUCAGUCACAGAUGACUGAGAUGAGGUUGAUCGGAGGACUACAAACUUGGACAAAACCCUUGUUAUUGGCUAUGAGAUCAAAUGUCAUAUUCAUGAGUAUUACAAUUUCGCCCCCUCCCCAAUUUAAUGUUGCUUGGAUGAAACCGAUACAUCAGUACUGUACAUCUAAAUAUAUACACUAGGUCUCAACUCAUGCAUGGAUUUCAAAUUUGCAUUAGAGAUUUGUUAAACUAUAUCAAUUCCUUAAAUCAUUCAUGCUUUCUGUUUCAAAACGCAGCACAACUGGCACAAACUGGCAUUCGUUUUGUUGGAUACUGUCAACUGGUGAAGAAUUUAAAAAAUUGUAUAAAGACGGCAAACUGGUCAGUAAGAGAGAGAUCAACCGCGAGACAGGGAUACGAGGUGGUGGGACCUGGGAACUUGGGCUACGCUUGGAUACGCCAGGAGGUCAAACGGCUGGUGCCGACGCUAAGCCGAAGCAAUACGGUGAAAUUACUUCAGUCAAUGUUUGGAAUAGAAUCUUACGUAAGAAAGAACUUAUGGAAAUUAUGGCUAGUUGUUUGUCCAAAUAUCAAGGCAAUGUGAAAUCUUGGCAGGAAUUCAAGUCUGCAGUUCAAGGGAAUGUUAAACUUGUAAAGUCGACUUGUUGUAAAACAUAGGUCUAAAACAUUUAUACAAGGUGUAUAAAAAAGUGAGCAAUUUUCAAAUGCCACUAAACUCUCCCAAAAUAUCUAUUGGAACCAAAACAUCCUGCCAUCCGCGAUCUCGUUUUAUAAUUAGAUCAAUAAUAUCAGUGGAAAGCUCAUACAUAUAGUUUUUAGACAGUGUAUUCUGAUAAUGAACUGUACAGGCCGCCAUUGCCAAGUAGUAUUGGUUGACUACAGCAAUCAAACGCAGUACUUUAUGCUCAAACACAAACAUGUCGAAAUGCUUUACCUGUCGACAAGUCGACAUGCUUCGAAGCGAAACCUGAAUUUCUAAAACUCAGCGG
Molecule: messenger RNA, 4271 nt
Organism: Paramuricea clavata
Lineage: Eukaryota; Metazoa; Cnidaria; Anthozoa; Malacalcyonacea; Plexauridae
Source: the annotation of a GenBank genome assembly